This is a messenger RNA of Caenorhabditis bovis, 834 nucleotides long. The record is from the annotation of a GenBank genome assembly. Lineage: Eukaryota; Metazoa; Nematoda; Chromadorea; Rhabditida; Rhabditidae.
AUGGCGUCUGCUGAUGUAAAAAAGGCAGUCCUUCGCAUGGACAUCGAUCGCGGAGGUGCCUUCGAUUUCUCAAACUGUAUUCGUAAUCAGGCUAUUUGCAAAAUGGGUGGAAAAAUGCCAAAAUUGACCAGCACCGGUACAACAAUUGUCGCCGUCUCGUUCAAGGGCGGUGUUGUCAUGGGCGCCGAUUCUCGUGCCACCGCUGGCAACAUCAUCGCCGACAAACACUGCGAGAAGGUCCACAAGCUCACAGAAUCGAUUUAUGCUUGCGGUGCCGGAACUGCCGCCGAUCUUGAUCAGGUCACAAAAAUGCUAUCAGGAAGCCUUCGUCUUAUGGAGCUCAACACCGGACGAAAAGCUCGUGUUAUCUCAGCGCUUCGCCAGGCGAAACAACAUUUGUUCCAGUACCAAGGCUACAUUGGGGCUUAUUUAUUGAUCGGCGGUGUUGAUCCAACCGGACCGCAUCUUUAUAUGUGCUCGGCCAAUGGUACCACAAUGGCGUUCCCAUACACCUCGCAAGGUUCAGGAAGCUACGCGGCUAUUACGAUCCUCGAACGGGACUACAAACCGGACAUGACGAAAGAAGAAGCUGAAAAAUUGGUGCAGCGCGCUUUGGAGGCUGGAAUGCACGGAGAUAAUGCUUCAGGAAACAGCUUGAAUCUUGUGAUCAUUGAGCCCAAUGAGACUGUCUUCAAGGGACCAAUUGUUCCGGAAUUCUGCAAGCGUCCGGAGCCGAAUGACCUCGAGUAUAAGUUCAAGACCGGCGCCACCAAGGUGUUGAAGCACAAGACUUACAAGUACGACAUUAUCGAAUCCAUGGACAUCAGCCAUUGA